This is a messenger RNA of Coniophora puteana RWD-64-598 SS2, 1119 nucleotides long. RefSeq lists its product as uncharacterized. The coding region runs from base 1 to 1119 and encodes 372 amino acids. NCBI's taxonomy places the organism in Eukaryota, Fungi, Basidiomycota, Agaricomycetes, Boletales, Coniophoraceae. The transcript is spliced from 3 exons. The record is from RefSeq and is a predicted model, not a curated record.
AUGCAUAACCUCUUCCUUGGCGUAGUGCACGUCCAUUUUCGCGAUAUCAUGGGGAUCCACGAGAACGAGGGCGCUGGUGCAGGGGACGUUGUUCCGCUCGAGCCUCUUGACGUGAAGAAAAUGCAGAAGUGCAGGAAGAUCCUUCAAAGUAACCCGACGCAUGCCCAACUGGCAAGAUUUUGUAUACGUGAACUGGCUGAGGUGGCAGACCAGCGGGGGUUAGUUGUCGAAGGAGAAGGCGGUAAGAAGCCAAAAAAAAAAGUGUUCAUUGAAGUGUUACUCGUGCGUAGUCUUAAAGCUCCCUCACACUUUUUCUUACUACAUUUGCAUCUACAGAACAAAGGUGUUCCGCAUAGCUUGCACUCUUUGCCACAACUCGACUAUACGCCUCUCGAGGAUGUGUUAGGAGAAGAGCUGGUCGAAGAAUAUGCAUUACCUUCCGAGGAUGAGGGCGUGGUGCUGCGGUUGACUCGAGCUGAGCUGGCGGGGAUCUGGUCGGUUAUACAAGACGUCGUCGCCCCGCCAUGGUGUCGUGGUCCCCCGAAGAACCUGGGGUGUCCCGGCCACGGCAAGCUGAAGGCUGAUCAAUGGCAAUCAUGCCUUGAGUUCAAACUGCCCGUCGCUCUCAUGUGGACAUGGACUCACACUCUCCCAGAUGCUAUUACUGCCGAGCAUGCAUGCAACUACACCCACCACAUGCAAGCCUACCUGCGCUUCAUCGCGCAAGCCCUCCCGCGUUACUCCUGGCGACCCAACCACCAUGCUUCCCUUCAUAUUGGCGAGUUCUUGCUAAGAUACGGGCCCAUGCAUGGCUGGUGGAUGUUCCCCUUUGAACGGUUGAUAGGUAUCUUGCAACAGGUGAACACCAAUCACAAAAUAGGGAUGCUCGAGAAAAUGAUGCUCGAGACAUUCUGUACAGCAUCAAACGCCAAAGCGUUCCUACAACAGCCGUGCUGCCCUGCACUUCUGCAGCAGUGCUCACCGGUUCUGGAGCGCUGCUGGGGCCUUUAUCAGGGCGGGACGCUCAUGACCGACAUACGCACCAUCAUGAGCAGCGACUCCAUUGAGCGCUCCAAGUCCCAAGUCGCAUCAGGGUGUUCCAUCGUCUCUCCCGCAUGA